This is a messenger RNA of Clarias gariepinus (North African catfish), 4828 nucleotides long. It is a transcript of the gene nfascb, whose product is annotated as neurofascin homolog (chicken) b. Bases 33 to 3488 code for a protein of 1151 amino acids. Gene Ontology annotation, biological process: dendrite self-avoidance; homophilic cell-cell adhesion; axon guidance. The transcript is spliced from 25 exons. Gene Ontology annotation, molecular function: cell-cell adhesion mediator activity. Lineage: Eukaryota; Metazoa; Chordata; Actinopteri; Siluriformes; Clariidae. The record is from RefSeq and is a predicted model, not a curated record. Gene Ontology annotation, cellular component: axon; plasma membrane.
GUAUUAGUGGCAUAUUGCUGGUGGUUUCAGAAAUGAGGACUGAAAGUUUGUGGAAGAUUGUGGCUGCAUUUAUACUCUUGUUACGGAUAUGGAAAGAGGUAUCUGCGUUAGAAAUCCCAGCUGAUGUGAGACAGCCUCCUAUCAUAAUUAAGCAGAGCAUCCAAGAUCACAUAGUGGAGCCAACAGAUCCAAUCAUAGUCGAGUGUGAGGCCACAGGGAAUCCUCCUCCAGUUUUUACUUGGACACGCAAUGGAGUGUACCUUAAUGUUGCACGUGACCCUCAGGUUACCAUGAAGAGGCGCUCUGGAACACUUGAGAUAUUUUUUUGGGGACGUCCAGAUGAUUAUGAGGGCGUGUACCAAUGCACUGCUACUAAUGAGUUUGGGUCAGCUCUAUCCAGCCACAUUAAUUUACGUGUCUCCAAGGCUCGUACAUGGCUGAAGGAGUAUUUAGAACCGGUGUCUGUGUUUGUGGGUCUUCCUUUGAUUCUGUCCUGUAAUCCUCCAGUGGGUCCACCCAGACCUCAGACCUACUGGAUGAACAGCUCUAUGGUACCAAUUCGUCAGGAUCGUAGAGUAUCAAUGGCAGAGAAUGGAGAUUUGAUGUUCUCCAGCGUUAUAGCUGAAGAUGGGCUAACAAACUAUGUGUGCACAGCUCGUUUCCCCAACUCCAACAUCAUCCAUCAGAAACCUCCAUUAAUUCUUCAGGUGCACACAGCUCGUAUGGCAGCUCAAAACCUUCCCAAGUUCUUGAAGCCCAAAGGAACAGCCAGCAGUCAGAUUGCAAUGCUAGGAGAGGAGCUUAUCUUGGAAUGUUUCGCUUCUGGCGUUCCAGCUCCCACCAUUAAAUGGUCUAAAGAUUGGGGGAGCUUAUCCAUGGAAGGCAUGAAGCUGGAAAACUUUAAUAAAACACUGCGCAUCAAAAAGAUUUCUAUGGAUGAUGGAGGGAGCUACAUCUGCACUGCCACCAACAAGAUGGGCAGCAUGGACCAUACAAUCACAGUUAAAGUUAAAUCAACCCCAUUUUGGGUGAGGAAACCAGAGAACCUUAUUCUCUCUCGAGAUGACAGUGGGCAGAUUGUGUGUCAAGCUGAUGGAAUUCCCAGACCUCAGAUACAGUGGCUAGUUAAUGGAGAACCUAUUGAGGAUGCUCCUAAAAAGCCUGGAAGACAAGUAUCAGGUGAUACUUUGAUAUUUCGUGCCGUGGUGCCUGACAGCACAGCUGUGUUCCAGUGUAAUGCCUCUAACCAAUAUGGCUACAUCCUGGCCAAUGCCUUUCUUGCAGUAAUUGAUAUGAAGCCACGAUUGCUUGGUCUUAGAGAUGACUUGGUUAAGGUAAUUGAAGGAACUCGGACACUUCUGCACUGCCCAUAUUUUGGAUCACCAAAACCUGACUUGCGCUGGUCCAAAGGUGGAAUGGGUUUAUUAGAAGGAAGUAGAUAUGGAAUUCUUCCUAAUGGAACACUAGAAAUAAAGCGUACCAAGCUCCAAGACCAGGGGACAUAUCUGUGUGUUGCUAGCAACAUCAUUGGACGAGACGAAAUGGAGCUACAACUGGAGGUUAAAGAACCCACUAAAAUCAUCCGUGCCCCGCAUAAUGUCAUUGUGGUGAAAGGGAACUUGGCUGAAUUUGACUGUAAGAUCCAAUCUGACCCAAGCUUGGAGGUAAAGGUCACCUGGCUCAAGGACAACAAAUUCCUGAUUUUUGGAAGACGAAUGACAAGGGAUGAGGACUCUAUGAGCAUUGCCGAUGUAUAUAGAAGAGAUGAGGGUGUUUACACCUGCAGAGUUAAGACCGAGUUGGAGGAAGUCAAUGCAUCAGCAAAACUCACUGUGAUGGAUCGUCCUGACCCACCUACUGACCUGGAGGUGUCAGAUCCAUCUGAACGAAGUGCAAGACUCACCUGGGUACCAGGACUGAGCAACCACAACUCUAUCAAAGAAUAUCUGGUGCAGUACACAGAGGACCUGCUUGCUGAUUAUUGGCUGGUGCAGAGUGGCUGGAAGAACCUGACCAGUUACCCUGGCCACCUGAACUCUGUUGUGUUGCAGCUGAGACCCUUUGUUGAGUACCAGUUCCGGGUUAUUGCUAUCAAUGGGCUCGGCCCCAGCAAACCCAGCAAGCCAUCUGAGUAUUACGAGACUGGUGGAGCUGUUCCUGAUGCCAUCCCACGAAACAUCAAAGGAGUGGGGACUGGAGUGUUCAGAAAUAAUAUGGAGAUCAGCUGGGAGCCAUUGGAGUAUAGAGAGUGGAAUGGGCCUAAGCUCGGCUACAUGGUGUGGUGGAGAAGAAGAGAUUCCAGAGAGGAGUGGAAAAACUACACCACCUACUGGUGGUGUAGUCACAUCAUCUACGAAACUGACACCUUCACACCCUAUGAGAUUAAAGUACAGGCUGUCAAUUACUUUGGCUUAGGACCAGAAUCUUCUGUGAUCAUUGGAUACUCAGGGGAGGAUCGUCCCACUGCUGCUCCAGCUGACCUGCAUGUCUCAGAUGUCGAAAGCACAAAACUGACAGUCUACUGGCAGCCUGUUCCCCAAGCCAGCAUCAUGGGGGAGAUUAAAGAGUACACGGUAUACUACUGGCGAGAAAGCAGCCGUCUGCCCCAUCACAGCGUCACCACAAGGAUCAAAUCCAAGAGCUUUAAAGCAAAUGGACCUCGACUUUCAGGCACCCUGUCUGGUCUCAUUCCUUACAGCAAUUACAAGAUGUACAUAGUAGUAGCCAACAACCGUUUUGAGGGUCCUCCAAGCAACAGGAUUGAGUUCCAGACCCUUGAGGGAGUGCCAUCAGUACCCAGGUCCUUCAGGAUCAUGCAUAAGCAUUAUGACACCAUCUAUCUAGACUGGGAGGAACCUGCAGAACCCAAUGGCAUCCUGACUGGAUACAUCCUCAGAUAUCAGACAUUGAACGUGUCAGCAGGAGAGCGGAUGCUGGAAGAGGAAAUCCCUCCCAACACCACGCACUUUUCGUUGCGUCGCUUUGACCGAUACACCCGCUACAAGUUUAGUCUGGCUGCUCAGACGCAGGUGGGAAUGGGAGAAGCAUUCACAGAGGAGUCGCCCCAUUUCACAACAGAGGAAUAUAGCCGGGAACAAGUGGAUAUAAUCACACAGGGAUGGUUCAUCGGGUUGAUGUGUGCUAUUGCACUUUUGGUUCUCAUCAUGCUCACAGUCUUCUUCAUUAAAAGAACACGUGGAGGAAAGUACCCAGUGAGAGACAAACGGGGUUUUGGACUUGAUUCUGUGGAUGAAAGGGAAGAGGGGUCUUUUGAAUACAGGAUAACGCGUGCACCCACCCUACCAUACUCCAGGCGGGAGGAGGAAAGCCGCCAGGGUCGGAGUCAGGGACACAUGCAGAAAAAGACAAACAGUGAUGACAGCCUGAUGGAAUAUACUGAAGGUGAUGAGAUCGAGUUCAAUGAAGAUGGCUCUUUCAUUGGUGAAUAUACUGGCACCAGUAAGAGAGACAGAGACACUUUUGCAUAAAGCAACUCUUUAACAGGGUGAAAGAGUAUAAAAGACAUGAGACCCUCUGGUCCUGGGAAACCCCAAUUUUACCUCAAACACUGCUGAGCAUGGAUGGAUAACCAAAAUGGAACUCAUGUGCUACCGGCGACAUCAUGCCUGAAUUGUAGCAGAGGCAUUACAAUAAAAAGUUUGGGGGUAAGCUGUAGGUUUUUAAUAGCAGCAAUGGGGCAACAGUGGAUUCAUCGAUUACCAUUUAAACUGCACACUGAUUAUUGUGCACGAGCUAUUAGAAUGGUAUUUAUCAAUGAAGCCAGUAAUAAGUUGAUAAUUAUGUCACAGCGUACUGAAUAACUGUCAUUAGAAUGUGUCAAAAAGGGGAAAAUUACACAAACAAUACUUCUACAGCACAUACUGUACACAUCUCUUUUAGGUGCUAACUUUGCAGUAUUAAAAUUUGUAUCUCUUACGGAUCCUUUGGUCUGUUCUUUUAAAGAAACCUUUAAACAGUGUUUCCUUCCUAUUGCAUUUAUUAAUGAUGGUUCUAAGUAGAACCCUUGAUGGGAGCUAAGGACAUUUAACUCUCUAAAGAACCCUUGAAGAAGCCCCUUUUUUUGGAGUACAUGUUUUGGAAGAACUGUUAUUUGAGUGUGAGUUUUUGCUGAGUGUUUUUCUUGUACAUCAAUCAGAUUUCUCAUGUUUGUGAAUGAAAUGAAAGCACUGACAGCAUAAAAGACAUACUGUACAGAUGUCUGCUUACAUUGUUGGUCAAAAAAAAAAAAAAAAAAAAGCAGUGGACAUACAGGCCAUCAUUUGGAUAUGGAUAUUAGUAACCAAGCUGAUCAGAGUAUGACAAUGUAUUUUUAGCAUUAUCAUUUACAUUUAUACUUGCAUGCAUGCAUGUGUUACACGAAGACAUGAGAGAUGUGAAAAAGUAAUGGUACAUGUAAGGGAUGCAAAAGAUACCCGAAGCACUACUGUACUUACAUUCUCUUUAUUAACCACUUACUGUACUAUAUCAGUAGUCACAGUUGCAUAAUUCAGACUGAGACAAUGUAACAGUUUGUCUUUUCUUUGUCUAGCAUGUACAAAGUAUUUUUCUGUAGUGUUCUUUUGUCAUAUAAUUUGAACUGUACAGACUUUUGUUUUGUUCCACCUAUUACUUCUAAAUAAACUAAAAUUGUAUACCCUUAUGCCAAGCCAUUUAACGUUAAAUAAAAAUAAACAAUAUAUGUAUAGCUUUGUCCUGGUGACAUACUGUCACAAAACACUGUACAGCAUAAUAUAAUUCAGUGGUCAGGAUUGUACAUAGUCAGUUUAUGAUAAUAAAAAUCAUGAUGUAUUUUGUAUCCAUUUGAGAA